This is a messenger RNA of Naegleria lovaniensis, 4365 nucleotides long. RefSeq lists its product as uncharacterized. Lineage: Eukaryota; Heterolobosea; Eutetramitea; Acrasida; Naegleriidae. The transcript has 2 exons. Gene Ontology annotation, molecular function: ATP binding; protein serine/threonine kinase activity. The record is from RefSeq and is a predicted model, not a curated record. Gene Ontology annotation, biological process: peptidyl-serine phosphorylation; intracellular signal transduction. The coding region runs from base 1 to 4365 and encodes 1454 amino acids.
AUGCCGAGACUGUUCCAACAUCUUCGUUCCAAGUCCACGGCAUCACCAACAGGCAAUCAGGACAUUAUGUGGAAGGAUGAACAGCAAUUGAAGGAACAACCGACAUCCUCAUCAUCAACAACCAAUGUAACACCCUCCUCUUCCUCCUCCGAGAAUCAUUCGGCUGCUACUACUAACACUUCAUCAACAACAACGGCAAGCAACCGCAAUACAAAUUCGGACUCUAAUCACCAACUUGUACCAUCAUGUACUUUGACAUCUUUGGGUAAUGAUAAUAUCAACAACACUUCCAACACUACUACUAAUAAUCAUCAUAUAAACAACAACAACAAUAACAACACUAACAAUCCCAAUACGAACAGCAACAAUAAUUUAGAGGAAUUUUCAAAGAGUAGCAAACGGGUCUCGUUCUUUACAUCGUUGCAUUCAAUCAAUGAAAGUGGUUUAUUGGAGAGCUUGAAUGACGAAGAUGAGUUUUUGGUUGUGGGCGGUGCAUCCUCGGGGCACAAGCCAAAACCAGCGGCAACAGCCUUAUCAGGAGUGGUGAAUAGAGCCACCACAGAGAGCAUUGUACCUUCUUCACCAUCGGCGAGCCAACAACAACCACAAACUGAUAAUAAUCAUCAGUCCAAUCAACCUCCUCCUUCUCCUCAUGAUAAUGUCAACAAAAAACCUCCAUUCCUUUCCAACAUUGAAGUACCAACCACAGAAAAACCUUCAGCAAAAUUGUUAGAUACCUCGCCCAACAACAGCAGCACGAAAUCGAAUAUCACUAACAGCAAUGCAUACCGACCGUCUCAUGUAAGAGGAUGGAAUUCUACUGUAUCACCACUAUCUCCUUCAGAUUUUGCAAUUAAAACCAUGCCAGCUCGAAACCGAGGAAAUAGCUCAUCCUUUAACAAUUUAAUCAGUAUGCAAUAUAGCCCUUUACUUUCAAGCAACAAGAUACAAACCAACAACACGUCACCCAUGGCAUAUUCAGUAAACACAUCUAGCGCUAUCACCAUAUCCAACAACGGUAAAGGAACACAUGAAGGGGGUAGCUCGGGAAGUAGUGGCAGCGGAGGUGGAGGCACACCAUUGCAAUUUGCAACUGGCAGUGUUGGAAGCGGAGGAGGAAACCCACUUCUCAAUUCAUUUAGCAGCUCUUCUUACGCAUUACCAACGAAUUUCGGUUUAGGAGGACGACUCACGAGAGGAAUGAGUGUGACAAAUUUCCAACAGCCAGCACUUAAGCGAGCUCAAAGCGUGUUACAUCAUAACAAACCUCCGGUUGCAAACUCAUUUGGUAGACACAACGUCGAUCCAAAAUGGGAUAUGCGAAAAGACGAUUGUUUCGGAGAGGACCUUACUGACCUAUUGGAAGACGAAUCAAGUCCAGCUAUCAAGAAAUCAACUCCACUCGUAAAGCAAGCUUCAGUGUUUGCAGCUGCAAGCGCUUCUUUUGCUAUUAACAACAAUGGUGACAGAGCAUCACCAAGACUUUUGUUCUCAAACUCGAGAGAUCGUGCCAUGAGCGUUGAUCAAACAACAGCAAUGUUUGAUAGAGUUGGAAAUGUUUUAAAAGAGCGUGCUAAAGUUGUUCAACUAAAGAUGAAUAGAGAUUUGAAAACAUUUUUAUGGGAAAUGAAGGACAUGGAAAUUAUGAGUUACGAUCUUGAACAACUCGAGAAAAUUGCAAAGGAUAUUUUGGAUUGCAAAACUAUUGACGACUUGUGUAACAGAGAUUUUAUGAAAGAGUUGCAAACACUGUUACAAAAUUGUGUCUCAAACUAUGCUACCUUAACUCAUCAAAGCUGCUCACCCUCGAUGCAUGUUUUAUCAGCUACACCCACAAUGUCUAGCCUAAUUUUAGGGAGCGUACUGAAUAACGUUGAUCCUAAGGCUGUGACGGAGAAUUUUGAAGUUUUAAAGCAGGCUAAAAAAUUAAUAUUUAUUUACAGUAGAAUUAACAGAGUUUUGGAAUUGUAUAAGAAGCAUUUAAUUGAAGAGGCUAAUAGAGAGCAAAUCAAACGCCAACGUAUCAAAUCAGUAAUUGAAAAUGUUGAACCAAAAGAGGAUAGUUAUGAUAGCUCUGGCUCUCAAGACAGUAUUAACAGAAGACCAAAUUCUGCAUUGUUAAAACCCAUUGACGAGGAGGACACGUCAUCAACAAGUGUCUCACCCAGAAGGUCCAGUGUAAGCUCUAACUCAAAACUAGAAGUUGUUGGAGAGUCAUCUGAUAUUGAUUCUCCUAUUAGCUCUCCUAGAUCAUCGCUUUCAAAUAAUGGAACACCGACUACUGGAAGUAAGGAACCUAUAACCCCAUCCUCUGAGAAGAAAAAAGCUUCUGAGGGCUUUUUUUCAAAGUUCUUUGCCAAGUUUGCAAAGAGAGAUGAUAGCCCAACACUGUCUCCAGCCAUAACCCCUGACAAAAAAUCCAAGUCUGCCAGCAAUACGCCAACAACAGAGCCAAAAAAGAAGGACAAACAAGACAAAGAUUCUAACGUGAUCGAGAUCCUAUGCAGAAUUUGUGAAGAACUAGUUCCAAGCACACAAUUAGCUGAACAUAGCGCCACUUGUGCUGUGAAGCACAAAGUAGAAAUGCAAAGCAUUACAGUUUUUGAGAAACUCAAAAAUGUAAGAAAAGCUCUUGAAAAAACUGUGAAAAAGAAAAAAUCUACUUCUCUCUACAAGCUUCUUAAAAUAGCAAAAAAGGCAGAGAAUAGUAAGGACAGAACACAACUACAAGAAAUCAUUGGAAACCUGAAUCAAAUACUUGAAGAGCAUAAGGACGAGAAUUUCGUUGGAAAUAAUUACCGAGUAACCGUUUAUGCUAAAAGACUGUUGGAUGUAAUUGAAUCAAAAUGCACAGCCUUACUUCACGAAGAAAAACAAUCCUCAGCAACCAAGAAGAAAAUCAAAAUUUCUGAUUUUGAAAUUAUCAAACCAAUUUCUAGAGGUGCUUAUGGAAGAGUUUAUCUAGCUCAAAAGAAAACAACCAAUGAUAUCUAUGCAAUCAAGGUCAUUAAGAAGCAAUACCUGUACAAUCACAAGAACGUUGGUAAAACCUUGACCAACGAACCAGAUCUUCUUGCAGAAAGAACAAUUAUGAAAGUGCUUAUGGAGAACAAUGAACAAUCUCCAUUCAUUGUUAACUUUUACUAUUCCUUUGCUGGUAAAAGGUACCUGUAUAUUGUAAUGGAGUAUUGUCCUGGAGGUAGUCUUGACUGUUUACUUGCUGACAAGCUUGAGAACGGAGAAGCUUUUGAUGUAGACACUGUUCGACAUAUUGCUGCGGAAACCAUUUUAGCAUUGUCUGACCUACACCACAGCAAAAUUGUACACAGAGAUUUGAAACCUGAUAACAUGUUGAUCGACAGAAAUGGACAUUUAAAACUCACAGAUUUUGGUUUGAGCGAGAUUGGUUUAUUGGACAGAGAGGAUGAACAAACCUCAGCAAGUAAACAAUCAUUAGAUAGUCUGAGACAAGAUGAAGAUGAGAGUGAAAUUCAAGUCAGAGGUACUCCUGACUAUCUCGCUCCAGAACUACUAUUAGGUAUGCCACACACUGAAGCAGUAGAUUUUUGGAGUUUAGGAUGCAUUUUGUUUGAGCUUCUCUUUGGAUGUCCACCAUUUAAUGAUGAAACACCAGAAUAUAUUUUCGACAACAUUCUUUCGAGAAAUAUUAAUUGGGUGGAUGAAAGAUUGUUGCCUCCAGAAAUUGUUUCUAGUGGAGUUAUAGAUUUUAUAGACAAACUUCUCGAUCCAAAUCCAGAAACUAGAUUGAACCACAAAACAGCCAGAGAGCAUCCAUUCAUGCAAGGUGUUAAUUGGAAUAAGGUUUUAAAGGAACCACUUGGAGUGCUUCCUAAUGUGACCAACCUUCUUGACACCUCAAAGUUUAAACCAAGAGAAGAAAACUAUCCAAUGCACUACCAGGCCGACUCUAUGGAUGCAAAAUCUCUGAGCGAUAUUGACGAUUCUAGCGAGAGUUUGACUGAGCAUACGGAAAUGAAUAUUGCAGGAUCGGUCACCACGGACAUGCAAACGCCUCCACAAGGUGUGAGGCAAGCGGCUGCAUCGCACAGAAGUUCAAGCUUUCACUCUGGUACCUAUGGUAGCUAUAUUUCACCAGGUGCUGCUGGUUCCAUUACUCCUUCAUCGCUCGGCAUGGCAAGUCCCAGCUUGGUGGGAUCAGUCAUCGACUCGUUCUCAUUUCCUGAGCACAUUAACACAGGUGCCUUAAGUAGGCUGAAUGAGGAGAUGUUACGCCGACAACAACAAGGACAACAUCAUGUUGACCCGAACACAGUUCCAAGAAAUGAUGUAACAGCGGCCAGUAGCUCAAGUAGCAGUGGUCAUUCCAAUAUCAGUGCUUACUGA